GGACUGAUAUUUGGAAUUCUUGGCGAUCGAACGAAGAAAUUUGGACGAGAUUCUGUUAUUUUCCUAGGAACAGUUGUUCACCUUGCGGCUUUUCUAUUGAUCUUCAUGAACUUUCCUGCUAAUUCUCCGCUACAGAAAACCAGCGACACUGGCGGUCUCAUCGAACCCAGCAUUGGUUUGUGGAGCACUGCUCGGAUUUGGCGAUGCCUGUUGGAACACCAAAUUUAUGCGUUCCUUUGCGAUGUGUACGCAGAUAAAAGCAGUGAAGCGUUUGCUCUGUUCAAAUUCUAUCAAUCACUCCUUUCCUGCGCUGCAUUCUUCUACUCAUCGAUGUUAAUGCUGCAAUGGCACCUUCUGAUUUUGGUGACCACCUCACUUAUUGCCGCGUUCUGUUUCUUUCUCUCAGAACGACUUCUUCUCAGUACAAGAGCGAAAGGAGACACUUAG
Ostertagia ostertagi is the source of this 447-nucleotide messenger RNA. Lineage: Eukaryota; Metazoa; Nematoda; Chromadorea; Rhabditida; Trichostrongylidae. The record is from the annotation of a GenBank genome assembly.